GCCCGAUGCGCGACUGUGCAGUAUUUACGGAGCGCUGCUCUCGGUGUGCGUGGCUGAGGAAGAUACCUGGAAACUUUGUGUUGUGAAGAAUGAUCACCUUUUAUUUUGCGUGAAGUCGCAGUUUUGAAGAGGAGGAGACCUCAACCCGCGCGUCCUUUUCCAUUCAAAGGUGUGCUCUCUUCUCUUCUGAAGCUUCACCACGGCCCUCACCUGUGUGCUCCACUGUUUCUCCUGCGAGUCAUCCUGGGUUGAUCGGCCCUUCCUGCUGCGCCCCCGCACCGUCUCUCCCGCCACCGUCGCCAUGACCCGCUCCAAAACCUUUCAGGCCUACCUGCCCCACUGUCAUCGCACAUACAGCUGCAUUCACUGCCGAGCGCACCUGGCCAACCAUGACGAGCUCAUCUCAAAGUCUUUUCAAGGGAGUCAAGGCAGAGCCUACCUCUUCAACUCAGUGGUGAAUGUGGGCUGUGGUCCAGCAGAGGAGCGGGUCCUGCUGACGGGUCUGCACGCGGUGGCCGACAUCUACUGUGAGAACUGUAAAACCACUCUGGGCUGGAAAUACGAGCAUGCCUUCGAAAGCAGUCAGAAGUACAAGGAGGGCAAAUUCAUCAUCGAGCUGGCCCACAUGAUCAAGGACAACGGCUGGGACUGAAGAGCCUGAGCUACCCGUGGCCCAUAAUGCUGGAAACAAGAUGAAUAAUUAGUUUCAUUAUCUGGCUGUAACUUCCUCCCUGGAAAUCGAUCUACCUGACACGCACCUCGAAACCUUGAGGAUGCCAGGUUCAUAGCAGCAGCAGCAUCGCAAACCCCCUCUAUUCCCGUGUAUAUGUAUGAAUACACGUGCGUGACUGAGCGAAUGUGUGCCGGCUAGACACCAAGUGUUUGUAUCGUGCGAGUUUUUUCCUAAUUGAUUUAAGGAAGCGCUAGCUGACACAAAUUGAGGUUUGCCUUCCUUUGGGGUUGGCCAAGGUCACAGGUUUGUCCCACACUCAGGUUUAACUAAUGGCUGGAUCCAAUGGUAAAAGAAGGGUGAAUGAUGAACCCGUUUAAGCACGGCACCUUUGAACUCAUCUGUGUUUUAAAUGAGGGCCAGAUUUACUACACAGGGCGAAAUGGUGUGUGGCGCUAUCUUAUAAAAGCACAUGAAAUAAAGAGCUAAUUUUUUUUAGAAAUGCAAAUCUACCAAGAACAAAUUCAGACUGUUCACACUUGUGGUUUGGUUAUCUUGGUGUGUUUGAACCGGACCAAAGAUGCAAAAAUAAUAGAUUUCCUUUGUGUUCACUUAUGCAGAGUUCAGACAGCUUGAUUUUAGCCCCGAUUUUGACUCGCCGUCAGGUUUUGAGGAAUCGCAGACAAAUGCCUGAACUCACAGGCAAAUCACUGCUAGUUCAUGUGAGUAACAAUCUUGGCAGUUCGCGGGUCUUUUACUCAGCGUUUUCCCCUUAGCAAAGAAACUUUCCAAAGAUGUCUGUUUCUAACUCAUUUUGCUGCUUGUAAGUUAAAUUUGGGCGCUCAAGUGACCGAGAUGUAACCAAGAAAAUACGGUCAUUUUUCCAAAUAAAAGAUCGUUCAGACUCAGAUAAUAAAUAUAACAGAAAUAAUUAAUGAUUUCUUGUGCGGCUCGCUACCAAUUCAUCCACGGACCGGUACUGGUUCGCGGCCUGGUGGUUGAGGACCACGUUACUAUGUGACCUUGCGUUGUUUCCGUAUGACUUCUCGCGUGUGUUUGGUUGUGAGACGUAGUUUGCGCACCGAGACAAAGUUGUCUGCAAUUCUUCCUAUUGUUAAGUUAUUCCGUGUGAACCACGCUGUCGCCGAUCCAUCUUGUGGUGUAAACACAGCAGCGAUAGACGCAAGAUAGUCAUGCAGUGUGAAAACAUCUAUGACGUGACCACUUAGAAAAUCAUGCAGUCUGAACUCGGCAUUAAGGCUGGUUUAUUCUUCUGCAUUGAGUGAUCGGCGUGACGCACAGCGCCUGCCUUGCGAGUAGUCGUGCAUUUAUACUUCUGCGUGCUGUUUUUGUUGCUCUGCAACUACACUUCGAAGUGCUAGCUGGCAGUAGGUUUUUAUGUUCCUCUGUGUUUAGUUUCUUCACUGGUGUUUUGUUUUUCUGAACGCUUCCUUAAUGUACAAGUAGCUCAAACUUGCUCAUUCAGAGGCGGGAACCGGCAGAUGUGCAGCAACUUUAAUCAUAAGGUAAACACAAAAGUUUCCAUCUGGAGCUCCUUCAUAGGACUCCACACUUGUAAACACUUGCUCCAUCGGGCGCGUGGCUCUCAACACCACCCACACUCAUCCCAGCUACCAAACCAACCAAUCACAGAGCUUGCAUUCUGCAUCAUUGUAUGCAUGCAUGGUGUAGUUACAUUUUUUGAGUGGUGCGUGUCGUUGUCAGCCACGGCGAAGGCUAUGCAACCGUGCGAAGGUUGCACCGACCAUACGUGUGCGCUUGGCGCAGAAGUACAAACCAGCCUUUAGUGUUCACAAUGUCAGUCGUUAAGACUAAAUCUGUAGCUGUAGCAACACAAAAAAGAAUGCCUUUAUGAAAUAUAUUUUUAAACAGAGCUAGUUUUAUAUGCAUACAUGUGAUGGUGAUAGUUGAUGAAAUGUAAGCAAAAACAGUGUCAGGAAUACCUCCGUCACACACAAAUGAAGAUUUACGAUGAGGCAUUUAUGACACCUAUAUUGAACUGUAAUAGGCAACAUUGUGACUAUGAUGAGAAAAAAGUAUGCUUGAAAAAUCUGUCAAAAAAAAAAAAGAACUGCACUAUCAGAGCAAUCACACCAUGUUUCUUUAUCAAACCUAACAUGAUAAGUGUGAGAACACACCCUAUGUUUACUCCAUUCCUCAUCCACAAAAAGCGCAAAAUUGUUUGACAUGCUUUUUUUCAUCAUUAAAUAAUGGCGCAAAUACUAGUAAACUGAGUACCGCAAACCUUAGUAAAUCAUGUUGCAUCAUUAUUUUAAAGGGCUAUAUGUGGAAUUCAGAAAUAUAGUUAAUAGCAUCACCGGUGGUCGUUAAAUGAACUGCAGCAGUAACUUAUUCUGGCUCUUUUACACUGACCACUUCAGUAUAGUACAGUACAGUACGGUACACAUUUACGUUUCCACUGUCAAAAGUGACCAAACUAAGGUAACACUUUAGGUCACAAUUCACAGUGUUAACAAACCACUAACUAACGCUACUAGCUUAAUAAACUACUAAUUAGCAUUUUAUUAGUAGUUAGUAAGAUAGAAGUUGGGUUUAAGGAUGUAGAAUAAGAUCAUACUUUAUAAGUACUAAUGAACAGUUACUAUCGUAAUAAUAGGCAGGUAAUGAGCCCGUUGUUAAUAGCAUGAAUUGUGACCUAAACUAAAGUGUUACCUAAUAAUGAACUGUACCGUACCACUUUUUGGGGACCCUUUUGUAAGGAAGCUUAGCACAACAUUAUGGCACCAAAAGAGUGGAGCUAGACUCACUGCUGAAUGUUUAUUGGUUUACGAAGAAUUGUCAUCCAUGCAUGCAACAACAUUUAAAAUGCGCCAUUUUAAAUACACGGCUAAAACGCAACAUUGCAAUUCAAUGAUGAUGGACAGCAAUGAACCAAGGUCAACCUGAGCUUGAACAAAGCAAGACAAGAAUAUGCUGUGUGUGUUUUGUUGUUGUUUAUGGCAUCAUUGACAUGUUGCGAGCAUUUGCGGCGCAUCUAGAUUUGAAAUAAUGAACUUAAGUGCACCAAAAAUGUGAUAUGUGAAUGGCGAGAAUGAUGGGAAUCGCAACUUCUGGCAUACACCACACAUACCAAGUACAGGUACUGCUGUCACUGGAAAGUAAGCCUGAUUAGACCUACCCAUACCAAACCGUACUGUAUACUGUACUGAAUAGUAAGAAACAAUCAUUAUUAUGUAAAUGUGCUUCACUGUUUCCUCUCAAAAACAUAAUAAAACACAAAAACGUAACUGUAGUGAGAAAACAAUAGUUCAGAAAGCAUCCCUGAUAGCACAUGUACAUCACAGAGACGUCUAUUGGUUGUGUGUUUACAUCUCGAAGAUGUAUUUAUUACAUCUGCGUUAUGUCUAUUAGAUGUCUUUUUAGAUGUUAAAUAGACGUGUAGAAAAUGUCUUAAGAUGUUUAGGAUUUAGAACGUUUGUUAAAUAGACCUUUUAAUGACAUUUAUCAGAUCUUCGUAUAUAGCAGAUGGUAUCCAAACCAAACGAUCUAUAACCCUUUUGUACUGUUGGGGAUGUUUUCAUCCACUCUGGGGUGAUUUUGAGUCUUAAUUUGGCCCUAACGUUUUCUGUGUUUCAGCCAGCAGAAUGAUUUUUGGUGACAAAUCCUGUUUUGACACAUAUUUUAGAAAAUGCUUUGAAUUAAAAAAAAAAAAACGAUACACUCUGGGCAAAUGUACUACCCUUUUCUUAUGUUUGAGAUGAAAACAUCCACUGAAUUAAACUGUUGUAAAAAUGCAUCAGAUUAAUAUAUUUUGGAUAAAUCUGUUAAUCAACCUCUGUCCUGAUCAAAACUACUAAACUGCGUUAAAAAUUACAGAAACUCUUUAAUUGACAAAAUUCAUAAAUGAUGUCACCGUAUUGGUGAACAAACACACACAAAUUGUUGUAUUUUCAAUGUAAAAGUAAUUGUGGACUGGAUUUUUUGUUUUACUUUUAUCACAGUCUUGGACAUGUGAAACAACAUUGCCUUUGCAUUGUUUUUGAUUGAUUUUCAUUUUUUUCUCCCUAGUUUACUGUUGGUGGUUGUUUUUGCCCCAUUGAUCUCCAUUAUAACCACCUUUUUGAUUGCAAAACCAUGACACCAUAUAAUCAUGCAUUUUUAAUUGUGGUUUUCCCUGUUGUAAAGAGGUCAGAUUUCUACUGUUGAUCAUCAGUUGGCACCAUUAACCCUUUAGAUAGGCCAGUGCAAAUUAAAAAAAGCUUAAUUUCUGGAUUUAUAUGGAGUAUAACAGCAAAUUAAAGUGUGUCUAUGUGUGUCUGUGAGUGUGUGAGAGUGACCUCUGCGCACUUACCUUGAUGUGUCUGAGAAAAAUCUAAAUAUGCAUCUCAGUUCUCAGAACUACAUGGAGUAAACAAAAACAAAGACUGUGUAUUUAUGCACCAUCAACUGUGGUUAUAAUGGAAGUCAAUGAUCAAAAAUAGCCACCAACAGUAAAUAAGAAAAAAAUCAAUAGAAAUGUGGCCUAUUUUGAAGCCAGACCUAGCAGAAUUUCGAUGAAUUGCAGUUUCAGUUACUUUAGUAUUUGCUUGAUGAGGGAGAGCGCGGGAGGUUGCCGCUUGGAUAAAAGGUAAAAAAAACAGUCCACAAUUACAACAAUUAAUUAAAUAAUUAAUUGUAAACAAUUAAAUAAUUGAAAAUAAUUAAAGGCAACGCAGUGGCGCAAUAGGUAAUGCUGUCGCCUCACAGCGAGAAGGUCGCUGGUUUGAGCCUCGGCUAGGUCAGUUGGCAUUUCUGUGUGGAGUUUGCAUGUUCUCCCUGCGUUCACAUGGGUUUCCUCUGGGUGCUCCGGUUUCCCCCACAGUCCAAAGACAUGCAGUACAGGUGAAUUGGGUAAG
Molecule: messenger RNA, 5547 nt
Organism: Danio aesculapii
Lineage: Eukaryota; Metazoa; Chordata; Actinopteri; Cypriniformes; Danionidae
Gene: ypel2a
Product: yippee-like 2a
Exons: 5
Coding region: 302-652 (116 amino acids)
Source: RefSeq, a predicted model, not a curated record